CAUCUCCCAGCUCUGCUCACUCUCCUGGUCUUUGUACCUUUCUCGUCGGUAUACGGUUGUGGUAGAAGCCAUGUCGAGUCCUUCUUCUUAGGUUACUAUCCGAUUACUAUCCUGGUCGACAUCUCCAUACUUCAGUCGUGUCUUCUUUGACGUUACUCAUUGCUCCUAUCACCCAGCAACACAAGGAUAGUGUAGGAACGACCUUUCAUCAACCUGAGUAUUACUGUAUCUCAUCUAUACGACUUGACCUUUAUCUGCAUCUCGCCACUCCGUCUUAGCGUCUCGAACCCCAGCUCCGAUUCUGUUCUUAUUCGCCUCGAUAUUCGAAAUGGCCGCAGAAAAGUCGACAGAGAAGGUGGGAGCAGUUGAAGCUGCGGACGAUCAGUCUUCGAUUGAAGUGGUCAAUACAUCGGGUCACCGCCAGGAAGUCGAACGGAAUUUCAGCUUGUUGAGCAUUUGCGCCGUCGCAGUUACGACAGGAAAUACGUGGAUUGCCCAGGGUGGCAGUGUGACAACUGCGUUGAGUAAUGGAGGACCGUCAGGUGUGAUCUACGAAUUCAUUGCGGUUUCUGUUUGCUACUGGCUGGUUGCGGCAUCGAUUGCUGAAUUGGCAUCUGGAAUGCCAUCUUCCAGUGGAGUCUAUCACUGGGCUUCGAUCACUGCGGGAAAAUACGGUCGUGUUUGCGGUUUCUUUGCCGGUUUUUGGAACUGCCUUGCCUGGAUUUUGGGUGCUGCUUCCAUGUCCGCAAUCCUAGGACAGCAGACCGUCUCGAUGUAUGCCCUCAUGCAUCCUGGGUUUGUCCCUCACGCAUGGCAUAUCUUCGUGAGCUUUAUCAUCUGCACCUGGCUUUGCUGCUGCAUCGUCCUGUUUAUGAAUCGGUUCCUUCCGCAUAUUGGUAACCUUGGACUGCUCUUUAUCCUAGCGGGUGUGUUCAUCACCAUCGUUGUAUGUGCGGUCAUGCCCCAUGUCAACGGUUCUUCCUAUGCCACGGACAAGUCUGUAUGGAGCACCUGGGAAAACGACACUGGUUAUUCCAGCCAGGGGUUUGUCUUUGUUGCAGGCAUGCUCAAUGGAGCUUAUAGUGUGGGCACACCCGAUUGCUCAUCGCACCUUGCGGAGGAGAUCCCUAGCCCGAGCCGAAACAUUCCCAAGGCUGUUCUGGCCCAAAUGGCCGUCGGUUUUAUCACUGGUAUCCUCUACAUGAUUGCUCUGUUCUAUUCCAUCACCGAUCUCGACGCAGUCAUCAAUAGCGUCUACGGGUUCCCUCUCGCCGAGAUCUAUCGCCAAGCGACAGGAUCUAAGGGUGGAGCCCUUGGAUUGCUGAUUGUCGCCUUUAUCCCUACGGUCAUUACUUGUGCCGGUUGUUAUAUCACUGCUGGUCGCACCUUGUGGACCAUCUCCCGUGAUGGAGCGACUCCCUUCUCUGGAUGGCUCGGACACAUAAACACGCGGAUGCAGAACCCUUUCAAUGCCACAAUGGUAUGCGGAGUGUUUGUCACUAUUCUUGCUUGCAUCUACGUUGGGUCCACCACUGCCUUCAACGCUUUCGUGGGUUGCUUCGUGCAGCUAUCCAGUCUUUCUUACUUCGCCGCCAUCUUCCCCCACAUGCUCACUCGUCGGUCCUCGUUUGCACCUGGCCGUUUCUGGCUGGGACGUAUCGGCUAUGUCAUCAACCUUCUUAGCUGUAUCUACAUUCUCGCUUUCGUCGUGAUCUUUUGUUUCCCUUACGCUCUGCCCACCGAUGCCGCGUCGAUGAACUACGCCAGUUUGUUGACCGGAGGCUUGACGAUUUUCGUGGCUGCCUGGUGGCUCUUCCGGAUGAAGAGCUAUGAAGGACCCAAAUCCAUUCCUAUGACUGACAAGGUGCUCGUGGCUGAUGCGAACUGAGUGUCAAUGGUAUGGAGUAUGAACGCUUGAAGGGAAAGCUUUGGUAUAUGAAUCAACGAACACCAAGCUGACGGAUGAUAUUCUUCUAAUGUUUGUGCCUUGGCGCAUCUGAUGCAAAUGUUUACUGAUGUAAUCUUAUGAUCUGUAUAUAACCCUGAUAUUGGAUUGGAAUUUUUGAGUAGCUCUUGGACAUACCUUUAUUUAUUAGUGUGCUAGCUGCCCAGGCACUUCGCCCGG
This is a messenger RNA of Aspergillus sclerotioniger CBS 115572, 2125 nucleotides long. RefSeq names its product putative choline transport protein. Gene Ontology annotation, biological process: amino acid transport; transmembrane transport. Gene Ontology annotation, molecular function: transmembrane transporter activity. Gene Ontology annotation, cellular component: membrane. The coding region runs from base 329 to 1888 and encodes 519 amino acids. The transcript has 5 exons. NCBI's taxonomy places the organism in Eukaryota, Fungi, Ascomycota, Eurotiomycetes, Eurotiales, Aspergillaceae. The record is from RefSeq and is a predicted model, not a curated record.